Molecule: messenger RNA, 507 nt
Organism: Mixia osmundae IAM 14324
Lineage: Eukaryota; Fungi; Basidiomycota; Mixiomycetes; Mixiales; Mixiaceae
Exons: 3
Coding region: 1-507 (168 amino acids)
Biological process (GO): DNA damage response; fatty acid metabolic process
Cellular component (GO): mitochondrial matrix
Source: RefSeq, a predicted model, not a curated record
AUGCAUCCGAAUAUCAGUUCUCUGUUCUUACCGAAAGAAUGCUAUGGCUUCCAUUCUGGCCACUUCGAUGGCGUGAUCUCUGGCUACCGCGAGACCACUGUAUCUCGCUUCGAUGACCCUUUUGAUGCCAAUGAGCGGACUACCCUACUUGCCGUGCUCAAAAAGAUCUAUGUGGCUCUCGGCGCGUCGGACGAAUCUGUAGGCUUUGAGCCUCCGACGCAUCUACUGAUGCACUUGCUGCAUCUCAGCUCGAGCGGUCGUAUCGAUCCGCAUGUCGACAACAUCGAAGCUUCGGGCGGAUUGCUUGCCGGUUUGUCUCUGGGCUCCGAGCGAGUCAUGCAUCUCGAACGAUCCAAGGAUGACGCUUUUUCGGUCCUUUUGCCACCCGGCAGUCUCUACAUUCAGCGCGGCACCGUUCGCUUUGACUACAAGCACUCGAUCCCAGCCGAGGAUACAUGGCAAUCACGUCUGGCAGGCGGGCAGCAGCGAUACAAUAUACAUCCCUGA